UGAACGCCACGAUUGUUUCUUAGGAAAAGACUAGCCGGAAAUGGAGGAGGUACCAGAAGAAAAUCUGAAAAUAAAGGUAAAAGAAGGUGAGAACCAUGAGGAAUAUGAAGAAGAAAUAUCCUGGACUCGAGGUCGCGUGCCGUUGGCUGCCUUGUUUCCUCAAUUUUUUUAUCUCGAAUCCUCCUUAUUGUUCUUAAGCUCGUUAUGUCAGGAUCGUUGGCCCAUUGUGGCCACCAUUGUAAUGGCAUCUGUCGUUCAUCCCUAGGAAAAAGGCACCUAACCUAGUAACCAGAGACCCCGAAGGAAAAUAAGUCCGGGAAAUCGGAAAUUGAAAAUUAAUUUACGGCAUAGACCACAAGACCAGUGUCGAUGAUUACGUGUAAUUUUCUUCACGAAUUUCGCCUGCACGGAUCCCAAAACUGUGUAUAGCAGCAUCUACCUAGAUUUCCAAAAUGAAUCCUUCAUUAUUUCUACAGCCUAUCAUAUAGAUAAAUACUAAAUAUCCAAUGUACAACACAACCACCAUCAUUUUUUGAAUAUGUUUAGUAACUAAUCUCCAAAAAUUAAAUUUUUCAAAAUUAUUCUCCAUCAAAAUAAUACCUUUUUCAGGUACAUCAGCUGGUUAACUAUUUGGAGCAGGUAUCUUACCCUUACACAUUGAUGAGGGUCCCUUUAAAGUUCUACUAUAUACAGAUAUCUAUAUACUAUAUGUACAGGUAUGUACCAUAAAUAAAGUGAAUACAGUCAAGAACCAAGUGGCAGUAACGGUAGUGGGGAGCGAAGGUAGUAGGUUAUAGGUACUGUAGGUAAAGGUACGAACGCGUGGCACCAGGUGCGUAUUAUCUAGGGAUGAGCACGAAACGAGGCGGCACCAUAUGUUGAUGUGCCGAAGAACGCCCCGGCACGCGCCACAUUCGAACGCGAACCUUUACUCGGCGAGGACGAAGAGAACGUUCUCUUCUCAUUCCUCGAGAAUACGUGGUGCAUUCCUCAUUGCGUAGCUACAUUGAAACAUAGCAAAGAGAAAAGUCUGAUUAAAAAAAAAAGAACACGCGAACAAAGUAACAAUAAAGUGCGUGAUAAAAUUAUGCGUAAACAGUAUCAAGUUCUGAUGAUGAUUUUCAUGUGAACUUUUGUGACCUCACUCUUUGACUUAUGAGCCGAGAUGGCGUUGCUCUCGAAUCAUCACAACAGCUAUCAAACAUCAUCGGAAAUGAUUGAUCAAGCAUUUCCAACGCCUAGUAGAAAUUAUGAUCCGCUUUAUCCGUCGCCUUACAAUUCGCCUAAUUACGAGACUAUGAGGAGCUCGUACAGGGAUGGAUAUCAGAUGGAGGGUUGCGUUACCCCUAGAAGAGAAUUUGAAAAUUUGGAUUUUGGCAGAGAAUCUAUGGAGUACACUAGGACUCCUGAAGGAUAUGAAAGAGCCCCUUAUGGAGUUUUGACACCAUUGACACCUCAGAGAUACGAUCCACAACAUUCUAUUGAUCAUACAACAUCACCGAGAUCUACCCUGUACGAAGAAAAUUCCAUGGAAUAUCAAAAUCCCAUGUACUGCUACGAGACGCCACCCCAGGAACCAAGAUAUCAUCCCCUGGAGAACAAAGUCCAGUCGAAUCCGGAAUCACAAGCGCCGUGGGAUCCAGUGACGGCGGCUCAUAAAAUUCAGUCUUCACCAACUUCCAGUCCAAGAAGAGGUCGUCGAAGAUCCAGGGACGUACCACCGUCCCCCAGCGUCUUGAAGCGUCGUCGUCUCGCUGCCAAUGCACGUGAAAGACGUCGCAUGAACGGCUUGAACGACGCUUUCGAUAAACUCCGUGAAGUUGUCCCCAGUUUAGGCGCCGAUCACAAGCUCAGUAAAUUCGAGACGCUGCAGAUGGCGCAGACCUACAUUGCUGCGCUUUGUGAUCUUCUGGAAAGACACGACGGGAAGAGAUAAGUGAAUUAAUUAGUUAAAUAGUUAAGACGUAUGUAAAGUUAAUUUUUGGGAGGUUAAGUAUAAAUAGACAGAUAGAUUAUUAAUAAGGAAUUAAAUAAGUUAUUGUAUCGUUGAGGAUCAUACGGCAGAUACCAAAGACGGGUGAGUUUUGAGUAUUUAUAUUAGUUUUUAUAAAAAGAUGGACAGCUAAUGAUCCAAAGACUAAUUAUUGCCUUAUCGUGUUGCCAUUGUGCAAAUGACAAUAAUCGAUGGUAAUGAUACUUAAUAUUUAAAUUGUGCGAAUUCCUAAUUAGCUCAUAAUUAUGUAUUAGAUCAUGCGUGAAUUCCGUGCCUUAGGUGGACACUCGUAUUUUUAAUUAUUAUAUAAUACGUUUUAACGUAUCAGGUCCCUUAAUGUGUCCGUCCAUUUUUAAUGACCACGUGAUUACUAAGUAUUUAGUGUAUAGUGCUUUUUUUGUUUGUCUUAUCAUUUUUUUUUUACGUUUGUAUCUAGUCAGAGAUUUGUGUAAAUUCAAUUGCGUCCAGUACGUUUCUUUUAUAUCUAUUUCCUAUGAAAACUAUGCGCUUUAGAAUUUCACCUAGUAUAUUUUAAUCAGCAGUUAGUUUCCUCUUAAUUUAGACAAUCACCGCAAGACUUAAUUUUUACCAUAAAGGAUAUCGUGUUCGCCAAAGAAAAAUUGUAAAUAGCCAAAAUAGCACUUUGUGUGGCCAAAGAAACGAGAAAAAAUAAGUCCCCUAUACAGAACCCUCAAGAGAUUAAAACGUCCCGAAGACCUCUUUGUAUUUUUCGAAAAAUUUUAAUAAACAGAAAUUAAU
This is a messenger RNA of Cephus cinctus (wheat stem sawfly), 2752 nucleotides long. Its product is annotated as neurogenic differentiation factor 1. The coding region runs from base 1166 to 1936 and encodes 256 amino acids. Gene Ontology annotation, molecular function: protein dimerization activity. The transcript is spliced from 3 exons. Lineage: Eukaryota; Metazoa; Arthropoda; Insecta; Hymenoptera; Cephidae. The record is from RefSeq and is a predicted model, not a curated record.